CAUGGUGGUGAGAUGCUAAUAUAAUCAUAUAUUUAUAUUAUAAUUAUACGUUUCAACUUUUAUUUACUGCCAUGCCUUUCCUGCAAAGACCUGAUAUAAACUAUUAUCAGCACAAGGCAGGAAGCGUUUUGCUGUGUUUUUCGUGCGUCUCAAAGUUUCAGCACCUUCCUUCCUGCGCUGUAAUGACUCGAUAACAGAAAAAAAUAAAGAAAACUUCUUCCUGGAACUGAAUGUGAACCGCAGAAUAACGGUAGCAGUCAGAGAGCACCUCUUCUGUAACCAACCUAUGAAUCAGUGACUCACCGAAAUGAAGCUCUUGUUAGUGCUGACGUUCUUGCUGACCACUAUUGUGCUAUGUGCUACGAAGUCGAGACCCAACUUUGUUCUGAUAAUGGUUGAUGACCUUGGAAUUGGAGAUGUGGGAUGUUACGGAAACACAACACUCAGGACACCAAAUAUAGACAGAUUAGCUACAGAAGGGGCCAAGCUAACCCAACACAUAGCGGCUGCUCCAUUAUGUACACCUAGUCGAGCAGCAUUCAUGACUGGCAGAUAUCCUGUGAGAUCAGGAAUGGCUUCUAAUACGGUAUCUGGAGUUUUCAUAUUUGCUGCAUCUUCUGGUGGACUUCCAAGAACUGAAGUGACUUUAGCUAAAAGUUUGAAAAACGAAGGUUAUGCUACUGCACUUAUAGGAAAAUGGCAUCUUGGACUAAGCAAGGAAGAGAAAGAUGACUUCGAACACCAUCCUCUUAAUCAUGGGUUUGACUAUUUCUAUGGACCUACAGUGACACAAAUACGAGACUGCAUCCCAGGACAUGGGAGUGUAUUUCUGAUUGGAGCAUCCCAGCGUCUGAAGCACCUAUUUAUAAUUAUUAGUAUAACGUUCUUCACAUUUAUUUUCCUCAAGUACAUCGGGCUGAUCAAAAUACCCAUAAGAGUCUUUGGAUAUGCUCUACUGGCUGUCAUUAUUUUUGUUGUAACAGUGGUAUUCUUUUUUAAGAAUUUUCGCUAUUUGAAUUGUCUUUUGAUGAGAAAUUACGAAGUUAUCCAGCAACCAACAAAUUAUGAGAAUCUGACCCAAAGGAUGACAAGUGAGGCGAUUAAUUUCAUAGUUGGGAAUAAAGAGAAGCCCUUUCUUCUAUUUAUGUCAUACAUUCAAGUGCACACAGCUCUGUACGCUUCUGCUGAGUUUAGAGGAAAAAGCAAGCAUGGCAUUUAUGGGGAUGCUGUUGAAGAGGUAGACUGGAGCGUAGGAAAAAUUGUCAGUGAACUGCACAGAAAUAAACUACAAGACAACACAUUGGUAUAUUUUACAUCUGAUAAUGGAGGACAUUUAGAAGAAGUUAGCUCUUCUGGUGAAGUUCAUGGAGGAUAUAAUGGAAUCUACAAAGGAGGAAAAGCAACGAAUUGGGAAGGAGGAAUACGUGUUGCUGGACUUCUUUAUUGGCCUGGAGUUAUAAAACCUGAGACGGUAAUUGAUGAACCAACAAGUAACAUGGACAUAUUCCCUACAGUUGUGCAGCUCGGUGGUGCACCUCUUCCACAGGACAGGAUUAUUGAUGGAUUUGACCUGAUGCCUUUAGUUCAAAGAAAAAAUGGCAGAUCUGAACAUGAAUUCCUCUUCCAUUAUUGUGAUAUACAUUUAAAUGCUGUAAGGUGGCAUCCAAGAAACAGUUCAUCUAUUUGGAAGGUGUUCUUCUUUACUCCGAUCUUUAAUCCUGAAGGAUCUGAAGGCUGUUUUAAAACCCUUUCCUGUCCCUGCUUUGGAGCUAUAACUCAGCAUGAUCCUCCAUUACUUUUUGAUCUGUCCAAAGAUCCAAGUGAAAAGAAUCCUCUCACACCAAAGACUGAACCUAAUUUCUAUAAUAUUCUUAGAACAAUAGAAGAAGCAACAAAGAAACAUAACGGAACUCUUCAAGUGGUAGAUAAUGAGUUAGCAUGGAAUAAUUUCAUUUGGAAACCAUGGCUUCAGAUCUGCUGCUCAUCUUGGUAUGAAUUUUGUCGCUGUGACCAUGAUGUAGAGAGGCUGUGAAUAAGGGUAGGUUCACACAUGUGUUUAGGAAUCGAGUCGCCUGAUCCAGCAAAUGAACAGCCUACUACAUGUCAUCAUAUCCAGCAUAGCCAGCUACUGCAGUUCAUUGCCAGAUCUCCAGAGACUAUAACAGGGUCUGGUGGGAAACUGGCCACAUUCUGGUGAAAUGCUGGAAUUCAGCAGGACAAAGUCAUACAUGACAGACUUUUUGUUCAGCUUAAAGCUGGCAUUUAUGCAGAAAAAAUGAUCGGAUCCCUGCCGGAUCUCACUAUAGUCAAUGGGGUACAGCAGUGCUUGGCCAUGUACAGCAAUUCUGGAUCCGGUCAACUCUGGAAGACUGUUACUCUGUUGGAGCAGCCUACUUGAUUUCAGAAUGCUAGUGUGAAUAUAAGAAUAGAAAAUCAAUGGUAAAUAUGGAUUUUAUGUCCCUAAGAAAAAUAAAGCUAAAGCAUUAUCUCCUUUUGUCUCAUUAUAUGGAUGCAUUGUCUGCAUUGCAGGUUGUUGGUUGAUUUCAAAGCGGUGUAUAAAUUUGGCUUUCCAUUAGAAGGUUGUUAUAUAAUUUCCUGAAAUGGGUUGUGUAGCUGGUACAAAUUAAUGAUAUCUUCAGACUAGAUCAACAAUAUCUGGCCAGGGUCUGGCUCCCAGCAGCCCCACCCAUCAGCUAUUUGAAGAGGAGGCAUUACUCAUAAGAGUGCUGCUUCCUCUUCAAGAGUACAUAGUGCUUCACUUGAAUGGGACAAGUACUUGUAAAUACCCUGUGCCACCACUACAAGCCAGAUGACAUGCAAGGUUUUCAUUAAGAGGCAAGUGGUACUUGCAUGAGCUCCUCUUCAAACAGCUGAUUAGUGGCCGUUGGAACCCACCGUUUAGAUAUUGAUGACCUAAGUCAUCAAAAUGUACUGGCUGAACAACCCCUUUAAUUCUAUUACUGCUAUUACAUAUAUACAUGUAUUGUUAGCUAGGAUCUCUGAAAUUUCAAGAUACAGGUGUCGCAACUAGAGGCCCAAUAAUGUAUCAUGAACAACUAAAGGGGAACCAUGUGUUGUAUUGAUUUUUUUCUCAAUCACAUUGUUUCAUUGCUUUUUUGAAUAAAACUGAGAAAGCUGCAUCAUA
Bufo gargarizans (Asiatic toad) is the source of this 3145-nucleotide messenger RNA. RefSeq names its product steroid sulfatase (gene STS). NCBI's taxonomy places the organism in Eukaryota, Metazoa, Chordata, Amphibia, Anura, Bufonidae. Gene Ontology annotation, molecular function: arylsulfatase activity. The transcript is spliced from 10 exons. The record is from RefSeq and is a predicted model, not a curated record. Bases 308 to 2032 code for a protein of 574 amino acids.